GCCAGUCAUCGAAAGACGUUUCCGUGAGAAAGAGAGAUUAGGCGACGCUUGGGUUCCUCCCUUGGAUGCUCUGCAAGUUUGUUUAGACGAUCCAGAAAUAGCACCAGAUCUCAAUCCAAAUAAUGUAGAUUAUAACUUUAUUGUUGACCUAAUUGGAUUAUUUAUAUUUACUUCUAUGUCAUCUACGCCUAAUUUUGCUUCCUAUAUUUUAUAUGAAAUGGCAAAAAGGAAAGAAUAUUGGCAAGAAUUAUAUCAGGAGGCUCAAGAAAUUAAUAAACAGUGUAAUGGCAAACUUAAAGCCGAUGAUCUUGAUAAAAUGGUAAAAUUGGAUAGCUAUAUUAAAGAAGCUUUGAGAUUAAAUUCUAAUUUACUCAAUUUACCACGCAAAUGUGUUGCUGAAUCUCAUUAUACAUUUUCGGAUGGAUAUCAAAUACCAAAUAGUCGUAUGGUCUAUGUAAAUGCACAUGAUAUAUCUUUCGAUGAAAAAUUUCAUGGUCAGAAUCCCAAAGAAUUCAAUCCACAUCGUCAUUUAGAAC
Dentiscutata heterogama is the source of this 536-nucleotide messenger RNA. Lineage: Eukaryota; Fungi; Glomeromycota; Glomeromycetes; Diversisporales; Gigasporaceae. The record is from the annotation of a GenBank genome assembly.